AUGACCCUCGGGGGGUUCGGGGCAACCUCCGCUGCUGAGGCACUUCCCCUCGACGUGCUUCCUAUUAUUCUGGGGUAUCUCACAGAUCGCCACGACCUGUGUACUUGCGCACACCUCUCAAAGGCCUUCCACCAUGCAGCUACGCCGAUACUAUAUCGGACGCUUGAUGUGCGGGUUGUUACUACGAAAAUUAAGCAUCAGCCACAGCCCCAGCCCCCCGUGAUCGUACACCCAUCGACAACGAUCCUGAAGAAGCCUGAGUACGCCAAGUAUGUACGACAUGUCAGAGAAGCCGCAUGUCGGAAAGCGCUCCGCCUCUGUGUGAACCUGGAAGGAUUCACCUGGUCAGACGACAGCUCCGAUGUUGGCGACGAGCGCGACUUCAUGGAGUACCUUGACAUCCUCCAAAACCUGCCGCUUCGCGAAGUCGUCAUUCGGACGUUCUACGGCCUCUCCGACUUUGUCUGGGCGCGAUUGCAAGACUUCACCAAUCUUCGCAAGGUGUCGAUAUGGUGCAUGGAGGGCAAGCCGCGUAUCCUCCAGGGCUGGUCGGACAAGCUCGGCCCGUCGCUCACGCACCUCGAGCUGGGACGGUGUUCAGGUGUCCCUGCUUCGAUCCUCAUUUCAGUCCUCUCGCACCUCCCGCAGCUCCGCGCGCUUCGUCUCAAGGGCGCGCCUUCGACGGCGAUUCUCGAGAUUCUGACGUUCCUGCCUCACCUCAAGGCGCUCGACACGGAGUACUUUGGGCAGGCGGGACUGUCGAGAUACAAUGACGUCCCAGCGUCGAGUCUGAGGGAGUUGACGGUGCGCACGAGCUCGGUGCACAUUCAGGGCUUCCAGCAGCUAUGGACGUGGAUCCGACUUCUCACCCCCCGACCGGGCCUGGAGUCUUUCACCCUGAACGCGUUCUCCACGCAGGGGGAAACGCUCAUCCCUCGCGUGUUCAUCCUCGACAUGGCGUCAACACACAAGGACACGCUAAAGCACUUCAGGGCGGACUCGACGCAGAUGACGAUGAAAGACAUCGAGUGUCUGUGCACGGUCUUCCCCGCACUCGAGACGCUCUCGUGCGCCACAAUUGGGACUCCUGAUGGGUCUCGUUACGAGGACUCGCUCGUCAACGCCAACAACCUGCGUGAGUUCAGGAUGAGCGCGAACAGCUGGAUGCAUCCCCAUAAGGUCAAGGAGUUCGUCGAGUCAGAAGUGAUCCAGGGAGGCGUCCGCAGGGCGAUGCUCCGCCAAGGCUCUGUCCUCAGGGUAAUCGGUAUCGGAUUCGUGGUUUUUGAGGGCCGAUGGGCACACAGGAGGGCAGAGGACGGCACGAGUACCGUGGAAUUUGAAAUCGUGUCCAACGUCGUGCCCGGCAUGAGUUAUGGGAUUGAACCUUACUAG
Dichomitus squalens LYAD-421 SS1 is the source of this 1392-nucleotide messenger RNA. RefSeq lists its product as uncharacterized. Lineage: Eukaryota; Fungi; Basidiomycota; Agaricomycetes; Polyporales; Polyporaceae. Gene Ontology annotation, molecular function: protein binding. The coding region runs from base 1 to 1392 and encodes 463 amino acids. The transcript is spliced from 6 exons. The record is from RefSeq and is a predicted model, not a curated record.